Messenger RNA from Striga hermonthica, 1560 nucleotides. The record is from the annotation of a GenBank genome assembly. NCBI's taxonomy places the organism in Eukaryota, Viridiplantae, Streptophyta, Magnoliopsida, Lamiales, Orobanchaceae.
AUGACUCGAAGUUGGUGUAUCCUUAUGGUGCUCUUGGAAUUGAUGAUUAUAACUUCUUCUCGGUUGUUGAAGCAUGGAGAGGAUUGUGGGGCAUACAGUUUCAGCCACUCGGAUGACCCGAGUCGCGAAUUGUUCUAUGUAAAUGGGAAAUUGGUGGACAGAUUUUUCUUCUGUAACACUUUGAUAGAGCAUAAUGAGAAACAGUGUCUCCUUACCGAAUAUGCCAGGAAAAAAUACUGCCCAUCAGUUGACAAGUCGCCGUUGGUAACUAGAAGAGAACUUGUAGAAACUGUGGUUCCAGAGGGAUCCAGAAGGCUUGAUAAUCAUACAGUAUUUAUGGCUAAUUUCAUAUCGAAGCCCAAGAUGGUGGCUAUGGGUGUGCCGGCUAUCUUCUUAUUCUGUUGUGUGUUACUAUGUCCAUGCUUCCAUUCAAAGAAAAGAGAUUCUGAGCUUACUGUUCUCACCAAGGAGCCAACUUCAAUGGAUUCAAUUUCGUCUCUAGAAACGAAACCUGCAUUCGAGAGUUACCCUGGGAGCCCACAGAGAGUACCUCCAAGUCCAUUGAGAGUUCCUCCAAGUCCAUCAAAAUUCUCCAUGUCACCAAAACUCAAUAGGCUUGGAUCUCUUCAUCUAAAUAUGAGCCAAGUCGUGCGGGCCACGCAUAAUUUCGCUAAAUCACAAAGGAUUGGCGGGGGAGGGUUCGGGGCUGUGUAUAAGGCUGAGUUGCCUGAUGGCCAGGUAGUCGCUAUCAAACGAGCAAGAAAGUUGUUUCUGUGGGAACAAUUUCAGGAGCACUUUGAAGCCUUGAAAGUGGAGUUUAAAAGUGAAGUUGAACUUCUGGCUAAAAUUGAUCAUCGUAACUUAGUCAAGCUUCUUGGUUAUGUCGAAAAAGGAAGCGAACGAGUGAUUAUCACAGAGUAUGUGCCCAAUGGUACACUUAGAGAACAUCUAGAUGGUAUCAAGGGUAGAAUAUUGGAUUUCUAUCAAAGACUUGAGAUUUCCAUUGAUGUUGCUCAUGGCCUAACCCAUCUCCAUCUAUAUGCUGAGAAGCAAAUUAUCCACAGAGAUGUCAAGUCCUCCAAUAUUCUGUUGACCGAGAACUUCCGAGCCAAAGUUGCAGAUUUUGGGUUUGCCAGAGCUGGGGACGAUCCUGACUCUGAGAAAACGCAUGUAUCCACCAAAGUAAAGGGCACAGUUGGGUACCUUGAUCCCGAGUAUAUGAGGACGUUUAAACUCACAGCCAAAAGUGAUGUUUAUUCGUUUGGAAUUUUAUUACUAGAAGUUCUAACGGGCCGCCGACCUGUGGAUAUGAAGAGGCCGGCUGAUGAGAGGGUGAUGAUUAAAUGGGCGUUCCGGAAAUACAAAGAAGGAAGAGUUUCGGAGAUGGUAGAUCCUUUGAUGGGGGAACAUAUAGAUGAUGAAAUUCUUACGAAAAUGUUUGGUUUGGCGAUCAGAUGUGCUGCCCCUACACGCGUAGAUCGACCGGACAUGAAAGCUGUGGGUGAACAGUUAUGGGCAAUUAGAAAGGAUUAUCUUAAAACCGAAGGGAGGGGCUCAUAA